GGUUGGUUGGUAAGUGGGACUAGCGGGGACUCAUAGGCACGUAGCGUCCUACGCGAGGCCGCAGUCGGGCGCAAACCCCGAAACAAUCUCAUCGCGGGUUAUCUUCCAUCCACACCGGUCUCUCCGAGCAGCAACACCACCAACAGCACCAACAAUACCAGCUACGAUAACACCAAUAACGACUCGCGAACAGUACGGUUCACGGCCUCGGAAGAGUUGCGGAACGCGGAAGAGGGUGCGCUAUAUAGACGUGCGGAGACGGAAUUUUGUCGUCGCGAUCUUGGGUGCCACAGUUGGUGCCAGUCCGAGUCGCGUGAUCGUACCUGUCGAAUCACCGCCACCGGCGAUUGUCAAACGAUCCCCGUGUACUGUAUUCGAUCGCGGUAGCGCGCGAACCGUAGAGGUUUCCUUUUGCGAGAAAAUCGGUUGAAGCAAUCAGGGAUCAACGAGAAAUCGGAGAACGAUUGGUGGAUUAGAGCCGACUGGUCUACCGGCUUGUCAGUGGCGUGCAGGGAAGUACGCCUUCCUUCUUUCCUAUCAGAGAUCGCGGUCGAGGUCGCGUUCAAGGUGGCGCGAGGACGAAAGUCUAGGUCGAGGGUCAGUCUACCUACGCGCUACACGAGGUUAUAAGCGAACCACCGGUCUAAAGGAAGCGUCGCUUAUAUACUCGUAAGAACUCCUCGAAGGAAGACAAAUUGCACGCGAAAAUACGAUAACGGAAGCGGCAAUUUUCCGUAACAUCGAUACUAUAAGGAUGCGGGCUAUCCAGUGUUACGUUUGCCUCGCGUUGCUGCUGAUGACAGCGUCGGCCGUCCCGGCGUCGUCGAAGGGCGACUCAGCCAAGGUCAAGAAAACCACGGCGACCACGUCCGGAGGAGGCAAGAACACCUCGGCGAUCACCGCGACGACGGCAGCGUCGAGGCCGAUCGCGAACGCCACGUUACAUUCGUCGUCAUCUUCCUCGACCGCAGCGGCGGCGGCGACGACGACGACGACGAGGAUGACGGCGACGGUGCCGCAGACAGUCGCUACAUCCACCACGACGACGCUGAAGCUACCGGCCUCGUCAACGACAAUCGCGGCGACAGGAACGGCGACGGCGACGACGGCGACGACGACAUCUGCGUCGCCGUCGCUAACGUCGUCCACGGCGAGUCUUCCGAGUUCCCGUAUUCCACAGGAUGGCUCGAGUCCCACCUACAUCACCGAGACAUCGCCGAGGAUAAUCUCGCCUACUCAACAUACCGCAGUCACGGUGUUGUCAUCGAGAAAAUCAGCGGCUUCUGCAACCGCCGCAGUCACCGAUGUCACGACCAGUUCGCCUUUGACGGCCAAGGAGACGCGGGAAUCGCCCGGAAAGAUUAGACCGCAAAUCAAACUGACAACAAAUUACACCACCGCCAGCGAGACGGGGGUACGAUUGCCGGAGGGAGCGAGCGCGGCGCUCGCAAAACCGACCAAAUAUCACUACUAUCCGCACAAUCAGCAUAUCUACUUGCUGCCGGAAUGCGCCGUUCAGCAGGUGUGCAAUGCUGUUUACGUUCGAUUGAACUUCACGCAACCGCUGUGCGCCUGUCCCGGAAGGUACCGGGACCCUUGUAGUGCGUCCUUGGACAGCGACGACCUGCACACGACCGAGCUGGUGACCGAUCCGCGAACCAAGGCCUUGACCUUGGUGAAAACGUGCGAGCCGGUCGCCGAGAUGCGAGAGUGCAGAGCGUCGCGGGACUGGUCCCUGUUGGCGUUGCAGAACGUGCGUACGGGAAAGUCUCACUAUCUCGUUAUAUGCCGAUGUCCCGACACAAACAUACUCGAGGGACCUAUGAGCCAUGAUCAACCGACUUACGCCAGCGUCCCGGGUAUUCGAGUGUACGGAAUGAUGUGCGUACAAGGAAACAGAAGGGGACGACCGCUACGAUAUUCGCGCAGUGUUUUUGAACACGCAGAAGACGAAGAGAAACCACGUUUCCCUUGGGACAAGGUGCGACAGUUAUUGGCGACGCCGUCUCUCUGGGAAUAGUUUCGCGAUGCGAUGUCCCAUCCUGUAUCUGCCAUCGACGAAUUUACGCGUUAAUUUAUAAUGCUAUUAUAUUUAUAAUUCUCCCAGCCAUUCGAAUCCCAUGUCCAAACUCUCUUCAUCUUCCUACCAUUUCCCUCUUAUUACUCUCACGCUUCCGUAACCCUCGAACGGGCACAUCAUGAUGUAAAUUAAUGUAAAUUGACAUUAAUUCAUUAUUAAUCUCAUACUAAUUUAUUAUUAAUUUC
This is a messenger RNA of Trachymyrmex cornetzi, 2265 nucleotides long. RefSeq names its product doublesex cognate 73A (gene dsx-c73A). The transcript has 6 exons. The record is from RefSeq and is a predicted model, not a curated record. Lineage: Eukaryota; Metazoa; Arthropoda; Insecta; Hymenoptera; Formicidae. The coding region runs from base 755 to 2020 and encodes 421 amino acids.